Molecule: messenger RNA, 4836 nt
Organism: Haliotis rufescens (red abalone)
Lineage: Eukaryota; Metazoa; Mollusca; Gastropoda; Lepetellida; Haliotidae
Product: coiled-coil domain-containing protein 181-like
Exons: 8
Coding region: 320-1897 (525 amino acids)
Molecular function (GO): microtubule binding
Source: RefSeq, a predicted model, not a curated record
UCCAGUUUGUUUGCUUAUGUUUUCAUCGAUCGAACGCCUUGGGAAAGAAAAACGUUGUCAUGUUUGCCUGGUUGAAACGGUAUUGAUUGUCGGCAGUAGUGCCGAUGGUUGAUUGACGUCGUGGACGCAGGCAGGGAGGAGAGAGACUGUGUUUGUUGUGGUUACACUGCUAGUGGGAUUCCUCAAGUGUCUCCAUGGCCGGGUUUCAAUCCCACUGUCAAGAUAGUUAUGGACAAUGAUGAAGAUGGACAUUAAACAAAAUGGAAGUUACUUUUUGGAAUUUUGUACUUGAUUUGUCAUUUGAUUUAUUGGUCUAAACAUGUCAGCAGCUGUGGCCGUGCCGCCCCGUAUUGAGGUGUCCGACACUUCCCAGAAGGAGGCCGACUACGAUGACGACUUUGAGGACUUCGAUAAAGAAUUGGACUCCUUCAUAGCCAGCGAGGACAGCUCUCAGAGCGACAACAAGGCUGCCGACGAUAAGGAGUCCAUCAGGAAGCAGAGUACGGAGUCGUCGGACAGCCAGCCUGAGAAGGGUACAGAGGAGAUUGAGAAGGGGCAGAAGGAGUACUCCAGCCAGUCGGAUGCAGAUGACUACACUUUCAGUGAUGACCAGAAGCGGGCCAUGAGGGAGCUGAUAGCACAGAGACAGGAGAACGACUUCCCUGAUGAGGAUCCCCCGGAGUACGAUGUGAAGGACCGGCUGAUCCAGCUGAACGCAGAACUUGCCCAAGAGUCCGACCCCGGAGAGAGGUCACACAAGGUCGGCUUCAAGGAGACUCUUGUCGAUCUGGUCGCCCCGCCACCAGACUUCAGUGAUGAUGAAGAUUCUCAGAAAGGAAAAUCCAAUCCUACAAGUCCUCGUGAAACCGAGGUUGUGUCCAGCAAGUCCUCUGUAAAUCCAACCUCAAAACCCACAGAUGGCAAGAAAAAAACUGUGGUAGUGGAACGUGAGGGUAAAUUUGAGGUGGUGAACAUUGACGAUUUAACUCCUACUGAGCGGCAGAUGUAUGUCUGUGACCCUGACCCUGACCCUGACCCUCCAGCUAAGGAGGGAGGACCAAAGAAAAAUGUAAACAAUUGUAACAUACAUGAAAAAUCAAAACAGCCUUCUCCUCCCAAACAGCCAAGACCAGCUACAGCAAACGGUCACACAAAUCGUCGAGCACUUCGACCAGUGCAAAGCAAGCAACGACCAAAGUCGGCAGCAAACCAGGUCAGCAAUGAGAGCAGGUCGUUGGAGAACUUUUCCUACACAUCGCCUUAUGCUCUUUCAGCGGAACAGAAGGAGCUUGCCCGACAACGAGCGAAGGCAAUGGAGGAUCAUAAGCGAGAGCAGGAUAGACGGAAACGGGAGGAGCAAGAAACUGAACAGCGGGAGAGUGAUGAUGCAUUCCGGGCCUGGUUGAAGCAGAAGAGAGAAGAAAUAAGAAAGAGGCGAGAUCGAGAUCUGGAGGAAAAGAGGAAAGAGGAACGGACUGAUAAGGAUUGGUCGGAUGGAGAAGCAGACUCUUUGACAAAAAACCAGCUGGAGCAAGAGGAGCCAGCUCUGCAAUCUUUCCAACCGUUGUUCCAGAAGGAAGAGAAUGAGGUGGCAUUCCGAACAUGGCUGAAGGAGAAGCGCCUCCAGAUCCAGCGGGACAAGCUGCUGAAGCACCGCCAAGACCAGGAGAUGAAGGAUGGCUACCAGACUGUGUCACGGGAUGAGUGUGACAAGGCAUUUAAAGAGUGGAUUAAGAAGAAGAACGUAGAGAGCAGGAAGAUGAAGGUCGUCGAGAGACAGAAGAGUCGCUCAGCUCGUAUUUCUGCCAAACGCUCUCGCAGAUCAGCCAGCCUGCUCCGAGCCAUCCGCAACUCCCAGUCAUUCCAGUACGUUGACUACUACGGCUACAGGUUCUGAUGGACUGACGGUCCGUGCCAUCUAAGUCAGUCAAGCAGCAGAUAGGGGUUGUCUCAAUAGUUAAAAGGUGUUUUGUUGUGUGGGAACAAGUGCUCAUGUUUGUAAACCAUGUUGUUCAAGGAGAUCAGUGGUUGUUUUAAGAAUAACUACAACAUUUAUGAAAUGAAUUUUCAACCUUUUGAACUUGAAACAACCCCUAAGAAAGAUUUGCUAAAAAUCAACUCAGCUAUCUGUGAUCAAGUAUUUCAGGGAUUUAAUGUGGAGAAAAGUCAAAUUUUGUCAUUUGUAUAUUUGUAUUUCAUAAGGCCGUGUUUAAUGAAUAAAAUUAUUCUCCAACGCAGCAAAUUCAGAAUUUUGGAGCUAUAUCAAACUUGGAUAUAUAUGCAGUUUCAAAUUACAUGAAGAUCACCCUGACCUGCACAGUUGUCUCCCUUUGACUAAGAAGCGACCUGUAUUCAGACUCUGUAUAAAAUGUGCAUCUCAAUGAAGUUUCAGAUGUUUGAAUUAAACAUCAUACAUGCGUUGCCUGUAAUGUGGUAGCCAGAACAGACUGGCAGUUUCAGAUGAAGAUAUGGGCAGUACUGUUACUUGGUGAAUAACGUCCUUGUUAGAUAUCACUAAUACAACCCCACCACAAACACCAGCUGGAGGCCAGGUCUACAACAUCAUCAGAGCUUCUUACAGUUUGUCCCCCCUAGUAAUACAGUUUGUCCCCCCUAGUAAUACAGUUUCUCACUUCUUGGUAAUACAGUUUGUCACCCCUAGUAAUACAGUUUCUCACCUUCAAAAGACAAAAAAGAUUUCCUACAUGGCUAUUUCAAAAUAGCUGAGAUUUAAAAAUAUAAAAUGAAGCCUUAACAAUAUACCAACUAAUAAAUCUGAUGUGAAAUUUCAACCAGUAAAGUGAGAAUGACAUAUCCUAAUGUUCAUGUCAAGCUAAAUGGCAUUGUGAACAUUCUGCCCAUCAACAGCUUUAUGUAACGUAAAACAACCCCAGGGUUUUUAUGAGAUUCAAUAUCUUCAUCCAAGGGAUGAAACCGAGGGACAUAUGUGAAAUCAGUGGUAAUUUUGUGUGUGAAACAGGGGAGAUUGUUCAACACCCAGGAUUUUUUAUAGAAAAUCCCAGUCAUUGCACAACUUUGGGAUUUGAUGCGAUAUACAGACAGUGACAGGACAAUGGGAUGAUGUCACCGGAUGGUCAUGAGUCUGGUUGGAGAAUCUUUUUAUUUGUGAACUUGCCGUGUUUCUAGACAUUAGCUGCAGUGUUGGGACUGGGGUAGACUGGUUACUAGAGUAGCGACUUCUAAUCUGUGAUAUUGUGAUGCUGAAUGACAUGCCUCCAUCGGAGGGAUCUGACAGAGUUGUGAAUUUUUGUUAUUGUUGCUGGAGAGAGUAUUUUGUGAGACGUUUUGUAUUACUUGGUUUGUGGACCUUUUUGUAAUUAUGAAAUAAAACAUCUUUUGAGGUGUCUAUUAAGUCUGUUAACAAAGUUUCAGUUAUAAAAAUGCAAAGUAAGUCUAUAGAGGAAGGGAGAUAACUCAUUGACUUGACAAUCAAAAAGGCGGACAGUUCUUUUAAGAAACCAUCUUUUCAAAAAAAAAAAAAGAUUUAAUAGCAACGACAUGACCUUGAAAAUAAAUCUGUAAGCCAAGUAAUACAAAUAAAGAAGACCACUGUUACAAUGGUAACAUUGGUAGAUAUUACUUUGUUAUAUAAGCUGGCGAUUGUGUCGAAUGUAAUGUUCAAAGAUACGAGUGUUAAAAUCAUAUGGAUGUUUUUCUGUCAAAUAUUAUUACAGUUCAAUGUGUUAUAACAAGAUGAAAGAUGUAGUAGCAGACACUAGUAGUGAGAUUUUGUGCUCAAGUUAGCUCUUCAUCCUCUUCUCUCUGUAUCUGCUUGCCCUGGCUGUAUCACAACACUGUUCAGACUAGCUUUGAUGUACACAGGCAAGAUGUUCUCCACCUGCUAGGAUACAUAAUGUGUAUUACCUGUUUCCUUGUCCUGAUAUUGGAAAGGUAAAAACUAUUCAGUGUUAAUUGUAGUCAGGCUUUAUCUUUGAAAGUGACUGUCAUUAAUUUUUACAGCAUCGAUCCUGAUGUAAUACCUCUAGAUUGGACGUUUUCAGCCAUGUAUUCCAUCAUUAGAUGGUUGUUCCUGUUGGGUGGCCUGUUUUCUAUCAGAAUUUGUGAUUGGUAUUUCGUACAAGUUUUAGGAAUUGAGGACUUUCAAUCUUUGGCAGUUUCUUUUCAACCAACACAAAGAUAUGGUAGAUUUCAUAGGCGCCAAAAACACUGAUCAUUACAGCGUAAAUUUCUGUUACUUAAACUAAACUACAUAGGAUAUAUUUCACAGUAUCAAAUGACACCAGUAAUAUUUCAAACAAACUGAAACCCUGUUAAUCUGGACCCUGUUAUUCUGGCAAUGCUGCUUUCCGGUCAUUUACUUUUAGGAUGUAUAGAACUAUACAAGGGGCAAUACCCUUGGGUUUUUUAUGUGAAAAUUAGGUAAAUGGAACGAUUUCAUUGGGUAAAAUUCUGUCCAGAUUAACAAGGUUUCAGUACCUUCCAGAUUAACAAGGUUUCAGUACCUUCCAGAUUAACAAAGUUUCAGUACAGUCCUGAUUAACAAGGUUUCAGUACUUUCCAGAUUAACAAAGUUUAAGUACUGUCCAGAUUAACGAGGUUUAUUUACUGUUCGGAUUAAUAAGAUUUCCCUGUAAAACCAUACAGGAGAGAAUGAGAUUUCCACAGUGCGUACACUUCGACAUGACUCCUCCAAAUGUUCCUGUAUGUUUACACUAGCAGGAUAUGAACAGUGUAGUGAUUAAAUUCCCUGUUGCUUUUUAAGCCGACAAUCAAUAUAGUUCUUCUGGUUAGAUGAGUAAAAAUUGUAUAUCAAGGUUUUCUUGUUUUGUUUUUUUAAUCAAACAGUCAACCAUG